Archocentrus centrarchus (flier cichlid) is the source of this 8761-nucleotide messenger RNA. RefSeq names its product hemicentin-1-like. Gene Ontology annotation, biological process: cell-cell adhesion. Bases 1 to 7560 code for a protein of 2519 amino acids. Gene Ontology annotation, cellular component: membrane. Lineage: Eukaryota; Metazoa; Chordata; Actinopteri; Cichliformes; Cichlidae. The record is from RefSeq and is a predicted model, not a curated record. Gene Ontology annotation, molecular function: integrin binding. The transcript has 29 exons.
AUGGGAGAAGAAACACAGUACAGACUGCAGUGUGACAUCAUCAAUGUUGCUCCUGUUCAGCACCUCACUGUUAGCUGGUACAAAAACAAUGAAAGCAUCAAGACACAGUCUUUCAAUGACACAACCAAAACACCAGUAAAUGAGUCCUCUGUUCUGAGAGUCACCAUCAGCAGAGAAGAAAAUGAAGUUCAGUUCAGAUGUGAAGCUCAGCUGGACUUUGGACCAGAUGUACCCCAACUUCCUGUCAUUUCUCAAACCCACAGUGUUUCCGCGCACUAUGCUCCUGAACUGAACACAACAAAUAAUCCUCAUGACAUUUCAACACUUGAGGGCACUGAUAUCACCUUGAGCUGUGAAGCUGAGGGAAACCCUCCUCCUGUCUAUCACUGGACUUGUGAUGGAGUGAAUCAAUUGGAGAACACAAACAGUCUCAGCAUCACUGGAGUGAACCAUAAUGUGACCUGCACCUGCACAGCUACCAAUGAUCUGGGAAACAUAACUAAGACAAUUCAUGUUCAUGUCAAAGAAAGAGGUUGCCCUCUCACACUGACGCCUUCUGAAAUUGUUGUGAGAUUUGGAGAUCCAGUUUCAAUCAACUGCAGCACAUCAGCCACAUAUGUUGUUGGAAUGGGCUGGGAGGCUCCAUUUGGAGGCACGGGAUUUGAACCUCCUCCUGCUGUCACAUGGAGCACUGAAAAAGUUGAAGAGUGGACUCCAAGUCCUUCUUGCUAUGCUACUCUGGAUGAUAAUUCUCAGUGUUCCAUGAUCCCAGUCAUCACUGUUUAUAAAGGUCCAGACACUGUGUCAAUCUCUGAAUUGGAUCAUAGUCUCAUUGUGGAGGCCACAGCAUACAAACAGUACACAAGGACACAGUACAGACUGCAGUGUGACAUCAUCAAUGUUGCUCCUGUUCAGCACCUCACUGUUAGCUGGUACAAAAACAAUGAAAGCAUCAUGACACAGUCUUUCAAUGACACAACCAAAACACCAGUAAAUGAGUCCUUUGUUCUGAGAGUCACCAUCAGCAGAGAAGAAAAUGAAGUUCAGUUCAGAUGUGAAGCUCAGCUGGACUUUGCAUCAUAUGGACCACAACUUCCUGUCAUUUCUCAACCAUACAGUAUUUCAGCACACUAUGCUCCUGAGCUAAACACAAAAAAUAAUCCUCAUGACAUUUCAACACUUGAGGGCACUAAUAUCACCUUGAGCUGUGAAGCUGAGGGAAACCCUCCUCCUGUCUAUCACUGGACUUGUGAUGGAGUGAAUCAGUUGGAGAACACAAACAGUCUCAGCAUCACUGGAGUGAACCAUAAUGUGACCUGCACCUGCACAGCUACCAAUGAUCUGGGAAACAUAACUAAGACAAUUCAUGUUCAUGUCAAAGAAAGAGGUUGCCCUCUCACACUGACGCCUUCUGAAAUUGUUGUGAGAUUUGGAGAUCCAGUUUCAAUCAACUGCAGCACAUCAGCCACAUAUGUUGUUGGAAUGGGCUGGGAGGCUCCAUUUGGAGGCACGGGAUUUGAACCUCCUCCUGCUGUCACAUGGAGCACUGAAAAAGUGGAAGAGUGGACUCCAAGUCCUUCCUGCUCUGCUACUCUGGAUGAUCAUUCCCAGUGUUCCAUAAGUCCAGUCAUCACUGUUUAUAAAGGUCCAGACACUGUGUCAAUCCCUGAAUUGGAUCAUAGUCUCAUUGUGGAGGCCACAGCAUACAAACAGUACACAAGGACACAGUACAGACUGCAGUGUGACAUCAUCAAUGUUGCUCCUGUUCAGCACCUCACUGUUAGCUGGUACAAAAACAAUGAAAGCAUCAUGACACAGUCUUUCAAUGACACAACCAAAACACCAGUAAAUGAGUCCUCUGUUCUGAGAGUCACCAUCAGCAGAGAAGAAAAUGAAGUUCAGUUCAGAUGUGAAGCUCAGCUGGACUUUGGAUCAUAUGGACCACAACUUCCUGUCAUUUCUCAACCAUACAGUAUUUCAGCACACUAUGCUCCUGAGCUGAACACAAAAAAUAAUCCUCAUGACAUUUCAACACUUGAGGGCACUAAUAUCACCUUGAGCUGUGAAGCUGAGGGAAACCCUCCUCCUGUCUAUCACUGGACUUGUGAUGGAGUGAAUCAGUUGGAGAACACAAACAGUCUCAGCAUCACUGGAGUGAACCAUAAUGUGACCUGCACCUGCACAGCUACCAAUGAUCUGGGAAACAUAACUAAGACAAUUCAUGUUCAUGUCAAAGAAAGAGGUUGCCCUCUCACACUGACGCCUUCUGAAAUUGUUGUGAGAUUUGGAGAUCCAGUUUCAAUCAACUGCAGCACAUCAGCCACAUAUGUUGUUGGAAUGGGCUGGGAGGCUCCAUUUGGAGGCACGGGAUUUGAACCUCCUCCUGCUGUCACAUGGAGCACUGAAAAAGUUGAAGAGUGGACUCCAAGUCCUUCCUGCUCUGCUACUCUGGAUGAUCAUUCCCAGUGUUCCAUAAGUCCAGUCAUCACUGUUUAUAAAGGUCCAGACACUGUGUCAAUCUCUGAAUUGGAUCAUAGUCUCAUUGUGGAGGCCACAGCAUACAAACAGUACACAAGGACACAGUACAGACUGCAGUGUGACAUCAUCAAUGUUGCUCCUGUUCAGCACCUCACUGUUAGCUGGUACAAAAACAAUGAAAGCAUCAUGACACAGUCUUUCAAUGACACAACCAAAACACCAGUAAAUGAGUCCUCUGUUCUGAGAGUCACCAUCAGCAGAGAAGAAAAUGAAGUUCAGUUCAGAUGUGAAGCUCAGCUGGACUUUGGAUCAUAUGGACCACAACUUCCUGUCAUUUCUCAACCAUACAGUAUUUCAGCACACUAUGCUCCUGAGCUAAACACAAAAAAUAAUCCUCAUGACAUUUCAACACUUGAGGGCACUAAUAUCACCUUGAGCUGUGAAGCUGAGGGAAACCCUCCUCCUGUCUAUCACUGGACUUGUGAUGGAGUGAAUCAGUUGGAGAACACAAACAGUCUCAGCAUCACUGGAGUGAACCAUAAUGUGACCUGCACCUGCACAGCUACCAAUGAUCUGGGAAACAUAACUAAGACAAUUCAUGUUCAUGUCAAAGAAAGAGGUUGCCCUCUCACACUGACGCCUUCUGAAAUUGUUGUGAGAUUUGGAGAUCCAGUUUCAAUCAACUGCAGCACAUCAGCCACAUAUGUUGUUGGAAUGGGCUGGGAGGCUCCAUUUGGAGGCACGGGAUUUGAACCUCCUCCUGCUGUCACAUGGAGCACUGAAAAAGUUGAAGAGUGGACUCCAAGUCCUUCCUGCUCUGCUACUCUGGAUGAUAAUUCCCAGUGUUCCAUAAGUCCAGUCAUCACUGUUUAUAAUGCCCCUGAGUUCAAGGAAGGCAAUGAAAGCAGGGAGGUGCUCCUGGGUGAGAAUGUUACUUUAAGCUGCAGUGCUGACAGUAACCCUCCGCCUAACAUCAGCUGGAUCUAUGCAGCUGCUGGGAAUUCAAAAGAGACCACUGAGGGGCGCCAGAGGACUGUCACUAUCACCAGAGCCACCUCCGUCAAUGCUGGUGUUUACAUCUGUGUUGGAGAAAAUAAAUUUGGGAGAAAGUCAAGAUCUGUCACACUGGUGGUCAAAGGUAAAACCAGUUAUAUCCCUUUUCCAGCCAUUUGGGUUUCCCUCGCUGUAUUGCUCAUCAUCCUCUUCCUCCUCGUGCUCCUUCGCCACAAGAGGCGGAACGCCCGUGGACAUUAUAGUUUUGUUCCUGUCAGAGGGCCAGACAUCCCUUUGACUACUGCACAAGCCAAUGGCAAAUUUGACAGUUUGGCCAGCAAACUGAACAUUGAGCUGGGCACAGAGCUUUGGACGAUCCUGAAACACGCCUCACUUCUUCCAUCCGCCUCAUUCCUCCUGCAUGCUGCGUGCUGGGCAAACAUGUGGCCUGUCAGAAUGCUGAGCUUCCUCAUGCUCAUCCUUUCACUGUGCGAUGCUGGCAGCACAUGCACAAUAGAGGACAGCCGUCUUAUUCUGCACCCACGUAGGAUUAUAGAAGAAUAUGGAGGAAAUCCUGUCUCUGUAAACUGUACCAGUGAAAUUGAUGAUCAUAAUGGGAUGUACUGGACAGUUGGAAAUGAAAGCUCUCCCAUCGAAAAAGAAGAACCUUUAAUCUCCUACUCAGUGCCACUGUCAGACUGGGAUGUGAAGGCCGAGUGUAAAAUAAAAUUAACAGAGUCUUAUGAAUGUAGCAGGAAACUUAAAGUUAUUCUAUUUAAGAAUCCAGAAGUUGUUCUUUCUGCACAGCAUGUAAAUGUGAUGGGAGAAGAAACACAGUACAGACUGCAGUGUGACAUCAUCAAUGUUGCUCCUGUUCAGCACCUCACUGUUAGCUGGUACAAAAACAAUGAAAGCAUCAUGACACAGUCUUUCAAUGACACAACCAAAACACCAGUAAAUGAGUCCUCUGUUCUGAGAGUCACCAUCAGCAGAGAAGAAAAUGAAGUUCAGUUCAGAUGUGAAGCUCAGCUGGACUUUGGACCAGAUGUACCCCAACUUCCUGUCAUUUCUCAAACCCACAGUGUUUCCGCGCACUAUGCUCCUGAACUGAACACAACAAAUAAUCCUCAUGACAUUUCAACACUUGAGGGCACUAAUAUCACCUUGAGCUGUGAAGCUGAGGGAAACCCUCCUCCUGUCUAUCACUGGACUUGUGAUGGAGUGAAUCAGUUGGAGAACACAAACAGUCUCAGCAUCACUGGAGUGAACCAUAAUGUGACCUGCACCUGCACAGCUACCAAUGAUCUGGGAAACAUAACUAAGACAAUUCAUGUUCAUGUCAAAGAAAGAGGUUGCCCUCUCACACUGACGCCUUCUGAAAUUGUUGUGAGAUUUGGAGAUCCAGUUUCAAUCAACUGCAGCACAUCAGCCACAUAUGUUGUUGGAAUGGGCUGGGAGGCUCCAUUUGGAGGCACGGGAUUUGAACCUCCUCCUGCUGUCACAUGGAGCACUGAAAAAGUGGAAGAGUGGACUCCAAGUCCUUCCUGCUCUGCUACUCUGGAUGAUCAUUCCCAGUGUUCCAUAAGUCCAGUCAUCACUGUUUAUAAAGGUCCAGACACUGUGUCAAUCCCUGAAUUGGAUCAUAGUCUCAUUGUGGAGGCCACAGCAUACAAACAGUACACAAGGACACAGUACAGACUGCAGUGUGACAUCAUCAAUGUUGCUCCUGUUCAGCACCUCACUGUUAGCUGGUACAAAAACAAUGAAAGCAUCAUGACACAGUCUUUCAAUGACACAACCAAAACACCAGUAAAUGAGUCCUCUGUUCUGAGAGUCACCAUCAGCAGAGAAGAAAAUGAAGUUCAGUUCAGAUGUGAAGCUCAGCUGGACUUUGGAUCAUAUGGACCACAACUUCCUGUCAUUUCUCAAACAUACAGUAUUUCAGCACACUAUGCUCCUGAGCUGAACACAAAAAAUAGUCCUCAUGACAUUUCAACACUUGAGGGCACUGAUAUCACCUUGAGCUGUGAAGCUGAGGGAAACCCUCCUCCUGUCUAUCACUGGACUUGUGAUGGAGUGAAUCAGUUGGAGAACACAAACAGUCUCAGCAUCACUGGAGUGAACCAUAAUGUGACCUGCACCUGCACAGCUACCAAUGAUCUGGGAAACAUAACUAAGACAAUUCAUGUUCAUGUCAAAGAAAGAGGUUGCCCUCUCACACUGACGCCUUCUGAAAUUGUUGUGAGAUUUGGAGAUCCAGUUUCAAUCAACUGCAGCACAUCAGCCACAUAUGUUGUUGGAAUGGGCUGGGAGGCUCCAUUUGGAGGCACGGGAUUUGAACCUCCUCCUGCUGUCACAUGGAGGGUCGAAAAAGUUGAAGAGUGGACUCCAAGUCCUUCCUGCUAUGCUACUCUGGAUGAUAAUUCUCAGUGUUCCAUGAUCCCAGUCAUCACUGUUUAUAAAGAUCCAGACACUGUGUCAAUCCCUGAAUUGGAUCAUAGUCUCAUUGUGGAGGCCACAGCAUACAAACAGUACACAAGGACACAGCACAGACUGAAGUGUGACAUCAUCAAUGUUGCUCCUGUUCAGCACCUCACUGUUAGCUGGUACAAAAACAAUGAAAGCAUCAUGACACAGUCUUUCAAUGACACAACCAAAACACCAGUAAAUGAGUCCUCUGUUCUGAGAGUCACCAUCAGCAGAGAAGAAAAUGAAGUUCAGUUCAGAUGUGAAGCUCAGCUGGACUUUGCAUCAUAUGGACCACAACUUCCUGUCAUUUCUCAACCAUACAGUAUUUCAGCACACUAUGCUCCCGAGCUAAACACAGAAAAUAAUCCUCAUGACAUUUCAACACUUGAGGGCACUGAUAUCACCUUGAGCUGUGAAGCUGAGGGAAACCCUCCUCCUGUCUAUCACUGGACUUGUGAUGGAGUGAAUCAGUUGGAGAACACAAACAGUCUCAGCAUCACUGGAGUGAACCAUAAUGUGACCUGCACCUGCACAGCUACCAAUGAUCUGGGAAACAUAACUAAGACAAUUCAUGUUCAUGUCAAAGAAAGAGGUUGCCCUCUCACACUGACGCCUUCUGAAAUUGUUGUGAGAUUUGGAGAUCCAGUUUCAAUCAACUGCAGCACAUCAGCCACAUAUGUUGUUGGAAUGGGCUGGGAGGCUCCAUUUGGAGGCACGGGAUUUGAACCUCCUCCUGCUGUCACAUGGAGGGUCGAAAAAGUUGAAGAGUGGACUCCAAGUCCUUCUUGCUAUGCUACUCUGGAUGAUAAUUCUCAGUGUUCCAUGAUCCCAGUCAUCACUGUUUAUAAACCUCCAGACUCUGUGUCAGUCUCUGCAGUGGAUCAUAGUUCCAUACUGGAGGGCAGAGAGUAUCACCUGAAAUGUGAUAUCAACAAUGUGGCUCCUGUGCAGAAUCUCAGUGUGAAGUGGUACAAAGGCAAAGAAACUGCAUUCACAGAAACGUUUGAUGAAUUCAGUGUGACUCCAGUAAAUAAAUCUUCUAGUCUCAGAGUCACCGCUCAGAGAGAUCACAAUGGAUCAGUUUUCAGAUGUGAGGCUGAGCUGCAGCUGGGACCCAAAGGACCAGAGUUGUCCCCUUCUGUGACCUCAGCACCUUACACUGCUGUUGUUCUCUAUGCCCCUGAGUUCAAGGAAGGCAAUGAAAGCAGGGAGGUGCUCCUGGGUGAGAAUGUUACUUUAAGCUGCAGUGCUGACAGUAACCCUCCCGCUAUCAUUGAAUGGAUCUAUGCAGCUGCUGGGAAUUCAAAAGAGACCACCGAGGGGCGCCAGAGGACUGUCACUAUCACCAGAGCCACCUCCGUCAAUGCUGGUGUUUAUGUGUGUGUUGGAGAAAAUAAAUUUGGGAGAAAGGCAAGAUCUGUCACACUGCUGGUCAAAGGUAAAACCAGUUAUAUCCCUUUUCCAGCCAUUUGGGUUUCCCUCGCUGUAUUGCUCAUCAUCCUCUUCCUCCUCGUGCUCCUUCGCCACAAGAGGCGGAACGCCCGUGGACAUUAUAGUUUUGUUCCUGUCAGAGGGCCAGACAUCCCUUUGACUACUGCACAAGCCAAUGGCAAAGCUUAGGAUUGUUACUGCAUUCAUUGCACGUGUAAACUAAUUAUUUGACUUCUCCCUGAAAACAAACAGAAGACAAAUCUAAAAUAUAAAAAGCGGUACCUUUCAGAAAUAGUGCUAACAGUGUAGCUGCUUUUUAUUCUUGAAAUAUUGCAUGUUUACAGUGUGGGUCUUAUAUGACAUUACUGCAGCUGCGUUUAAGAAUCAAGGUGUCCAGGGGUCUCAGCAACCAGAGGUCAGCUACAUCUAGCUCCAGAAGAAGCUCAUGACAGCCUGACCACCAGUGGUGAUGUCCCUAAGGCUGUCUGGCAACAUCAUAGUACACCCCAGAUGAAGCUGUGUGGGUUGAGGCUGUGCCUCUUCCAUUCCCCUAAAUAUGCCAAACACAAGACCUGCAAGUACGGCAGCAGAAAAGGCAACAUUCUUAGGUCAAAUGUGGUCUGCAGGGCCUGAAAGGUCCACCUCUGCAUGAAGAGUGAGCGUAACUCCUUUAUUAGGUACCAUGAACAAAUGGCUUUCUGUUGUAUAAAGUUAUAAUGUGCAUGUUGUAAUGUUCUAGACAGUGAUGUUGUAAUGUUCUAAAAUACAUGUUCCUUUCUCCAUAUAUGUAUUUUUCUUGUAUUCUUUUUUUUUUUUUUUUAUAUAUACACUUCUUGGCUGUUUUUUUAACUACAGAAGGGUAAGGAACCAACUAUGGUAACUUCACUGACCUUUAUUUUCUACAUGAAAAUGAAACAUUUUGAAAAAUGUCACAAAAGUAAUUACGUUUUAUUAUGUACUCCAUUAACACUGUAUGGCUGAAAAUUUGAAACACUUAGAAUUUCACAUUUUCAUCCAUACAGUGUUAAUGUACUCCAUUAACACUGUAUGGUUGAAUUUGAAUUUCUAAGUAUUUCAGUGAAUGCCCUUUAAAGGGUUAAGACUUACUCAUCCAUGAUACGGAUAUGAAAAUAGUUUGUUCCUGUUUGUGUUACUAUGUAGCAUAUUUAGAAGAACCAAGUUAGCGGCUGACAGGCUUAAUUAAUUGUUUGACCGUGAUACUGAUUUAGUAUAUGAACUGAAGAAAGAAAAGCUCAAGCAGGAAGUGUUCUCAUUAUGUGGAGAUUAUACCUGUCCGUGCUGUCCUUCAAGCUGCUGGGAUGACUUUGGACUUUUUGUAAUUUUUGCAUUCAGAAUGAUCUGACAAUUUGACCAAUAAACUCAACACGGA